AUGCUACUGACCAUCUUCGCAAUCAUCUUAUACACGACAACGUUCUGUGCCGCAUGGCCAGCUGUGGCUUAUGGACGUAAAGGACCAAGCAUUUGGGGACAAUGGCUGAAGCCUUCCAACCGAGAGCUUCACGACAAACUUGAAGCCAAGCGGCAAGUCUAUGCUCGCCAGCUGACCGGCUAUGGCUCUUGGGGCUCUGCAACAGGAUCUGGAACUUCUGGACAUUGGCUCUGGUCCAGCUAUGGCGACGACACCAAGCUCAGCCCGUACGCUCAAAGCGGAUACAGCCGAUGGGGAACAGUGAACUCCAGCACCCUGCCCGGCUGGGCCUCGUACAGUGGCAGCGGUAGACCUUGGGGCAAGAUCACUACGGGCAAUGCGAAUCCAUACAAAUCAGCUCCGAAGCCAAGUGCAGUGCGCAACUACAAGUUUAGUGUUGCGCACUGCGACAUCAAGCCAGAUGGAGUGGUGACGAAAGGUGCCGUCUGCAUCAAUGGACAAUUCCCUGGGCCGAUCAUCGAGGCCAAUUACGGAGAUACCAUCAACGUGGCCGUGACCAAUAACCUGCCGGAUGAAGGCACUUCCGUCCAUUGGCAUGGCUUCUUGCAACUGAAUAAUUGCCACAAUGAUGGCGUUCCAGGUGUUCAGCAGUGUCCCAUUGCUCCAGGAGAUACUUACACAUACACGAUGAAGGCCGAGCUGUAUGGCAGUUCGUGGUAUCAUACGCACUAUUCCGCGCAGUAUGCUGGAGGUGCAGUAGGUCCGAUUGUCAUCUACGGGCCUUCCAACUCUGGCUAUGAUGUCGAUGUCGGCCCAGUCAUGCUUCAUGAAUGGUAUCGCCAGGACUACUGGACUUCGAUCCAAUCCAUCUUCCGGCCGCUGAAGUCCGGAGGUCCUGUCGAACCCGUGGCAAACAGCAACCUCAUUGACGGCAAGAUGAGAUUCGACUGCAGCAAGACCAAGCUUCCAUGUGAGACCGCAAGCUAUGCAAAGUUCAAUUUCACGUCAGGCAAGAAUCAUAAGCUUCGUCUGAUGAACGUCGGUGCUGCAGCUGUGCAGAAGUUCAGCAUCGACAAUCAUACCAUGCAAGUCGUUGCUCAGGACUAUAUGCCUCUCAAGCCGUACAACACGUCAAUGGUGGCUCUUGCAGUGGGCCAACGCGCAGACGUCAUCGUCUUCGGGUCCGGGAAGAAAGGUGAGAAGUACUGGAUGAGGUCUAAUAUCGUGGGCUGUUCCCUCAACGACGGCGUCUUGACGGAAGCUCAAGCUGCGAUCUAUUAUCAAGGCGCUGACACCAAGACUUACCCGUCAGCACCUGCCAAUCAAGGACCAGCAACUGACCCAUCACCAAGAUCGUGUGCGAAUGAUCCUCUUGCCAACACUGAGCCAACGUAUCCACUGGCUGCUGCCACUCCCGACGUGACGCAGACGUUCGACAUCCGGACCAAGAACAACGGCACCAACAUCGUCUUCACAAUGGGCAACAAUACCUUCCGAGCCAACUUCAAUCAGCCUCUCCUCUGGAAAGCGCUGAACAAAACGCUGUACCAGGUCUCCGUGAAUCGCAACCUGUGGCAGGUGGAUGAAAACGCGAAAGUGGCUCGCGCAAUCAUCUACAACUACAACGAGGCUCCACAUCCAAUCCAUUACCAUGGCCACAAUAUGCAGAUCCUCAAUGUCGGCAUGGGAAAAUGGGACGGCACCAUCAUUCGUCCUUCCAACCCGCAGAGACGCGACGUGCAGUUGAUGGGACCUGGCACCGCAACGACUCCGAGUUUCCUGGUCGUGCAGUGGGACAUAGAUAAUCCAGGAGUAUGGCCGCUACAUUGUCAUUUCGCUUGGCAUUCUUCGAUGGGUCUGGUCGUUAAUGUCGUGGAGAAGAAGGAGUAUAUGCAAGAAAAGAUGAAAAAUGUUGCAGCGCUCAUCAGGCCGACUUGCGAUAAGUGGGAGGCUUGGAUGGCGAAGAAAGGUGGACCUCUCUUGACUGGCAUUGAUUCAGGACUGCGAAAGGCUAAGAGAGGGAAAUGA
Pseudocercospora fijiensis CIRAD86 is the source of this 2028-nucleotide messenger RNA. RefSeq lists its product as uncharacterized. The coding region runs from base 1 to 2028 and encodes 675 amino acids. Gene Ontology annotation, molecular function: oxidoreductase activity; copper ion binding. Lineage: Eukaryota; Fungi; Ascomycota; Dothideomycetes; Mycosphaerellales; Mycosphaerellaceae. The record is from RefSeq and is a predicted model, not a curated record. The transcript has 2 exons.